UCCUGACUGGAAGGGGUGAAAGUGUUCCGGACUGGAAGGGGUGAAAGUGUCCGGACUGGAAGGGGGCUGUGAAAGUGUCCGGACUGGAAGGAGGGGAAAGUGUCCGGACUGGAAGGGGGUGAAAGUGUCCGACUGGAAGGGGUGAAAGUGUCCGGACUGGAAGGGGGGAAAGUGGUCCGGACUGGAAGGGGGGGGAAAAUGUCCCGGGACUGGGAAAGGGGGGGAAAGUGUCCGACUGGAAGGGGGGGAAAGUGUCCGGUCUGGAAGGGGGUGAAAUGUGUUUCCGGUCUGGAAGGGGGGAAAGUGUCCGGACUGGAAGGGAGGGAAAGUGUCCGACUGGAAGGGGGGGGGAAAGUGUCCGGACUGGAAGGGGGGGAA
This is a messenger RNA of Staurois parvus, 378 nucleotides long. The record is from the annotation of a GenBank genome assembly. NCBI's taxonomy places the organism in Eukaryota, Metazoa, Chordata, Amphibia, Anura, Ranidae.